UUCUCUCUCUCGCUCUCUCUCUCUGGUGUGUGGAAAAAUGGCCAACUUAGCCACUUCAGUACUUAUGCUAUGGUUAAGCUUGGUAUCUUAUUCUUACAUUGUGCAUGUCACGGCACAAUGGUCUAGUGGAUGCUCAACCAGGUUCUAUGAUUUCAAGGUUCAAAGCAUGAGAAUCACAAAACUUUGCAACACCAGGAACAUCGUCACAGUGAACAGAAUAUUUCCAGGACCAGUGAUAUAUGCCCAAGAAGAUGAUAGAAUUAUUGUCAAAAUUACAAAUGAGACACCAUACAACACUACAAUCCACUGGCACGGAAUAAGACAAAGACUAUCCUGCUGGUUCGACGGGCCUUCGUACAUUACACAAUGUCCAAUUCAGGCUGGACAGUCUUUCACGUAUGAGUUCACAAUGGUGCAGCAAAAGGGAACCUUUUUCUGGCACGCUCAUGUUUCUUGGCUCAGGGCUACAGUUUAUGGUGCUUUUGUGGUAUAUCCUAAAACUGGGGUUCCUUUCCCAUUUAAGGACCCGUAUGAGGAGCAUAUCAUAAUCCUAGGGGAAUAUUGGAAUCAGGACGUGGUAGAACUUGAGCUCAACACCACAGCAAGCGGUGGAAGUCCUCCGGUGGCUGAUGCUUAUACAAUUAAUGGUCACCCUGGCCCAAACUACAAUUGCUCCAACAAUGAUGUGUAUAAGAUCGAUGUGGUUCCCGGGAAGACGUAUCUGUUAAGGCUGAUUAACGCAGGCUUAAACUCGGAGAACUUUUUUGCAAUUGCUAAUCACAAACUAACCAUUGUUGAAGCUGAUGCUGAAUACACAAAGCCAUUCACCACAGACCGUGUGAUGCUUGGACCAGGCCAGACCAUAAACGUCCUUGUCACUGCAGAUCAGCCAAUAGAAAAGUAUUCCAUGGCAAUGGGGCCCUACAGUUCUGCAAAAGGUGCUGCAUUCCAAAAUAUAUUAGCCAUUGCCCAUUUCCAAUACUCAGGUGCUGUAACUAAUAGUGUAUUUUUACCUGCUCAACUCCCAAGAGUGGGUGAUAAUCUUGCUGUCAAGACUGUCAUGGAUGGGCUAAGGAGCCUGAAUAAGGUGAAUGUUCCUAAAGAAAUUGACACAAACUUAUUCAUCACCAUUGGACUAAAUGUCCAAAGAUGUCAUUCCAAGACACCCAAGCAAAAUUGUCAAGGCCUUAACAAUGGGGUCAUGGCGGCAUCCAUGAACAACAUAAGCUUUAUAAAGCCCAGGAUUUCGCUUUUGGAAGCUUACUAUAGAAAGAUUAAUGGUUCUUUUACUGACGACUUUCCUGGGGUACCCAUAGAGUACUAUGACUUUGUAAAUGGAGCACCUAAUAAUAUUCCCAACAACACACAGUCCUUGAAUGGGACUAGGGUCAUGGUCCUGGAAUAUGGGACCAGAGUGCAGCUGAUUUUGCAGGACACUGGGACAGUCACCACUGAGAACCACCCAAUUCAUCUCCAUGGCUUUAGCUUCUAUGUUGUAGGGUAUGGCAGUGGGAACUAUGAUCCACAAACUGCAAAUUUCAACUUGGUUGAUCCACCUUACAUGAACACCAUUGGAGUUCCUGUAGGUGGAUGGACUGCAAUUAGAUUUGUCUCUGACAAUCCAGGGGUUUGGUUCAUGCAUUGUCACUUAGAUGUACAUCAGUCGUGGGGAUUAGGCACAGCUUUCAUCGUGAAGAAUGGGAAAGGAAAUCUGGAGACACUUCCUCACCCUCCGGCAGACCUGCCGCGGUGCUAAACUGCAUUUAGAUAAUUCAGAAAUCUCACUAAUCAAUCAACUAUUGUGUAAUGUCUGCAAGGUUGAUCCAUUUCUUUUAGAACAUGUAAUUGUGGUUCUGAUCAAAGAGCAAACAGAUUAAUUUGAUGAUCAAUAAAACUGCAAAAGUUAAUUUUC
Molecule: messenger RNA, 1912 nt
Organism: Juglans regia (Persian walnut)
Lineage: Eukaryota; Viridiplantae; Streptophyta; Magnoliopsida; Fagales; Juglandaceae
Product: laccase-6
Exons: 6
Coding region: 38-1756 (572 amino acids)
Biological process (GO): lignin catabolic process
Cellular component (GO): apoplast
Molecular function (GO): hydroquinone:oxygen oxidoreductase activity; copper ion binding
Source: RefSeq, a predicted model, not a curated record